Messenger RNA from Lachancea meyersii CBS 8951, 1521 nucleotides. The record is from the annotation of a GenBank genome assembly. Lineage: Eukaryota; Fungi; Ascomycota; Saccharomycetes; Saccharomycetales; Saccharomycetaceae.
AUGGUGCAGAGAGUUAUCCAGCCUGAUCUGGAGAGUCUAAAGACUUACGUCCAAGAAAACGAUGAAUCCGUCAAUAUGUACCCAGUUUUCUGCUACCUGCCGGCCAUGGAUUUGACACCACACAUGGCAUACCUAAAGCUGGCACAGAUCAACAACUCUGACAGAAAACAGUCUUUUCUUCUGGAAAGUGCCACCUCUGACAACACAUUGGGAAGAUUUUCGUUUCUGGGAACUGGCCCACGCAAAACUAUCAAAACAGGACCAACGGAACACUCAGAGGUAGACCCACUUACGAUACUGGAAAAAGAGCUAAGUGGCUGCAAGCUCGCUGAAAACGUUCCAGGUGUCCCCAGUCUCAGCGGUGGUGCCAUUGGUUAUGUUUCCUACGACUGUGUCAAAUACUUCGAACCCAAGACCAAGCGUCCUCUAAAAGAUGUGCUACAACUGCCUGAGUCCUGUUUGAUGCUCUACGACACUAUCAUUGCGUUUGACCACGUAUACCAAAGGUUUCAAAUCAUUCACAACAUCAACUUGCAUUCCGUGGAAUCACUUGAAAAAGGAUACGAAGAAGCCAAGAGAGUCAUUCACGAACUGGUGGCUAUCUUGGAAGAUCCAAACACUUCUGACAACAUCGUUCAGCCAAAAAUCAAGUUGAACCAAACAUUCACUUCCAACAUCGGAGAAGACGGUUACAAAGCUCACGUGACGGAACUGAAGCGUAACAUUAAGCUUGGUAACAUCAUCCAGGCUGUUCCUUCUCAGCGGGUUGCCAGACCUACCUCUUUGCACCCGUUCAAUAUCUACAAGCAACUUAGAACAAUCAACCCCUCGCCAUAUCUGUUUUACAUCGACCUUUUGGACUUUCAAGUGAUUGGAGCUUCACCUGAGCUACUAUGUCAAACCGAUGCCCAGAACAAAGUCAUUACUCACCCUAUUGCGGGCACGGUCAAGCGUGGUUCCACACCUGCCGAAGAUGACAAUUUGGCCGACAUGUUGAGAAACUCGAUGAAAGAUCGCGCAGAACACGUCAUGCUGGUUGACCUUGCGAGAAAUGACGCCAAUCGUGUGUGUGACCCGCUAACCACCAGCGUUGACAAGUUGCUCACUGUGCAGAAGUUCUCUCACGUCCAGCAUUUGGUCUCGCAAGUCUCGGGUACGUUGCGUAAGGACAAAACCAGAUUCGACGCUUUGAGAUCCAUUUUCCCAGCAGGCACUGUGAGUGGUGCGCCAAAGGUAAAAGCCAUGGAGCUCAUCGGUGAGCUCGAAGGUGAAAAGAGAGGUGUGUACGCUGGUGCCGUAGGACAUUGGUCCUACGAUGGAAAAUCAAUGGAUACGUGCAUAGCAUUGAGAACCAUGGUGUUCAAGGAUGGUGUAGCGUACUUGCAAGCCGGUGGAGGCAUUGUUUUCGACUCUGACGAGCAGGACGAAUACGAAGAAACAAUGAAUAAAAUGCUGGCCAAUAACAGAACCAUUGUGCAAGCAGAAGAAUUUUGGGCAUCAAGAGUAGGUACCAUUGAAUAG